AUGGAGCACCUCAAGCGCAAGAGCGAGAAGAGAAAAAGUCGCUAUCGGAAACAGCCGCACUUUCACCACCGGAAGACAGAGAAAGCCAUCUCAAGCUCAUCUUUAGAAGUCUUCGUGAAGCCAGAGAGAGAAAUCCCAAGCCCGCCAUCGUUUCUCGUCGAGAGGGUCCCCUUGGAACUCCAGCAACAGAUCGCCGACCUCCUGCCCCCCAGCUCAGCAACAGCGCUCUCCCUCACGUGCAAGCGUCUCUGGGUAACCUUACAAGACAAGCACCACAUCUGCGAGAUCUGCACGGCGGGCGACAAACAGUCGCUGCUCUCCCUCCUGGCUCGCGAUCUCCCAGACCACGACAACUGCGUCAGAUGCCUGAGACUGCACCCUGCCCGGGAGUGGUGGAGGCCCAAGAGACCGUUCAUGCCUUGUUCGUCCUCCUCAGCUCGAAGAGAAGACGACAGGCGUGUGGUUGUGCGAGCAGCUGCGUUCAGGAUGGCUUCUCUGAAGCGCGAUCAGACGCCCGAAUGCGCGAAGCAUUGGAAGCUCCAGUCUUUCAAAGAGGCCAACACAGAGGAACUAGGAUACAACCACCUCAGGCAAAUCCAGGGGGAGUAUCAAGUUAUCAACGGUCGCGUGGUGCACCGGGAACAGUAA
Drepanopeziza brunnea f. sp. 'multigermtubi' MB_m1 is the source of this 648-nucleotide messenger RNA. The record is from RefSeq and is a predicted model, not a curated record. NCBI's taxonomy places the organism in Eukaryota, Fungi, Ascomycota, Leotiomycetes, Helotiales, Drepanopezizaceae.